GGUCAUUUCACUUGACUUAUUUACAGCCCCUCUGUGUUUGCUGGGAACCCACACAGGUGGGGGAAGGUGGAGUAAAGUUCAAGGGGGUGUGGGUGAUAGGGGGAGCAUAAGGUCGGGAGGUCUCUGGGAUUCAGGUGGGCGGUGUUGGGUGCUCCAGGAGGCCAGGGCUGAGAUGCCCGGCCCGAAAUGGAGAGGAUGGUCCUGAAUACCAGCCCCGCCAGUGGGGAAGCACCUGUCUCCCAGAUGCCCUCCCCUCACCGAAGCGGGGACUUCCGCAGUACCUCCUGCUGGCCUUUGGAGGAAAGAGAAAGUGAAAGGGGAAGAGGAGGCUGCGGGACGAAGAUCGCAGAAACAUGAGGCCCCUAUACCUGCUCCUCAUAGUGGCUUUGGGCUUGGCGGGUGAGGUCUCUGCAGGGCGCGCGGUCAUUGAGUGCUGGUUCGUGGAGGAUGUGGGCGGUGGCCGCCUGGCCAAGAGACCCGCGGCCCUGCUGCUGCACCAGGGCCCCGGGACACCACCUCCUCGGCCCGACCUCGACCCCAAGCUCUACAUCAAGGUGCACGACCCCACCAGCACCCUCCAGGCUGCUUUCAAAAGGUACUCCCGGGACGCCCCGGCGCCACACUGCGAGAUGAGCCGUUACAUCCUGCUCCCCGCCUCGGCCAAGUGGGCCAGCGGCCUGACCCCUGAGAGCUGCCCGAACGCCCUGGACGGUACUUGGUACAUGGUCAGCGUGACCAGCUCGGUGCUCAGCCUGUCCAGCCUCCUGCAGUUACAGCCCGAACCUCAGCCUGAGCCCGUUCUCAUCACCAUGGCGACAGCCGUGCUGUCUGUCUUCACCAACACACCUGCCCCUCGAAUCCGACUGGGACGAGAUGCACUGCUGGACUUGAGUUUUGCCUACACACCGCCCACCUCCCAGGCUACUCCAGCUCCAGCCCCAGGCCCCCCUCCCUUUGGACUGGAGUGGCGACGUCAGCACCUGGGUAAAGGGCACCUGCUCCUGGCUGCCACUCCUGGGCUGGAUGGACAGAUGCCAGCUGCCCAAGAGGGAGCAGUGGCAUUUGCAGCGUGGGAUGAUAAUGAGCCUUGGGGUCCAUGGACUGGAAAUGGGACCCUCUGGCUACCUGCAGUGCAGCCCUCUCAGGAGGGUUCCUAUCUGGCCACCGUCCACCUGCCAUACCUGCAAGGGCAGGUCACCCUGGAGCUUGCUGUGCAGAAGCCCCCCAAAGUGUCUCUGACACCAGCACCUCUUGUAUGGGCUACUGUUGGGGAGGCCCCCCCGGAGUUGCUCUGCCUUGUGUCCCAUUUUUACCCCUCUGAGGGCCUCGAGAUAGAAUGGGAGCUCCGUGGUGGCCCAGAAGGCGGCAUUCAGAAGGCCAAGGGGCAGAAGUGGUUCUCCACAGUUCGCCACCAUUCUGAUGGCUCCGUCAGCCUCUCUGGGCACUUCCAGCCAACCCCGGUCACUGCUGAGCUCCACGGGGCACGCUAUGCCUGCCGCGUCUACCACUCAAGCCUUCCUGCUUUGGGACGCAGCGCAGAGAUCACACUGGAGAUAGCAGGUUUCUCUGGGCCCUCCCUGGAGGAUGGAGUUGGUCUCUUCCUAUCUGCCUUUUUCCUCCUUGGGCUUAUCAAGGCACUGAGCUGGCUUGCUGCCUACCUGUCUACACCCAAGGAUUCAAAGGAGGAGAAGAAAGCAGAGUGAGAGCACUCACCUUCAUCCUGGGGAAGCCAUCAUUAUUUCUGCCUCAGCUACUAUGAUAGCACCCUCAUCAACCACCAUCUGUUCCUGCCUCCUCCUACCUCUCCAAAAGUGACUGGAAUACUUUAAUUGCUGUUAGAAUUUUUUUUUUUUUAGAUACAAACUUAUGGCAUUCAUCUUUUUAGGCCUCUAGGACAAUGGUUCUCAAAAUUUUUAGUCUCAGGACCUCUGAAAACUUAUCAAGGAAUCUUAAGGAGCUUUUGCUUAGGAGGGUUGUAACUUCAUUGUCCCGGAACUUAAAAAAGAAAAAUCUUGAGGCCAGUUAUGCCAGUGCACAUCUUGUGCCUUCUGAAAAACAGUGUAUAUUCUUAGAGAACUAGAGUGAAAAAAGCAGGUGACAUCUUAGCAUUAUGAAAAGUCUUAACCUGGUAAAACCCCUGCAAGAGUCACAGGUUCACACUCGAGAACAAGUGUCCUAGAAGCCAAACCCACUCUUCUUGCCAUUGGCCUAAGCAUCCCACACUUAGCCGCAGCUUACCCUUCUGCCCACCUGUGCCCUCCGACCUCCUCUCCCUCCUGCCAGCCCUUGGUGCCCAUGCUCCUUUCCCUCUGCCAGCUCGACCCUCAUCCUCUCUGGGCUCUAGUCACGAUCAGCCCUAGCACUGCAGGCCACCAUGUGUCCCACUGGUGCGGUUCUCUGCGAUUGUACUUACUUAAGUGAUUAAGAGAGUCGUUGGUAAACGUCUUGUCUCCUCCCUCCGCCCCCCCUCCCAUACUGAGGGCUCCUGAAAGCAAGGAUGCACCUGUCUGCAGUAUCCCCUGCGCCUGCACAGCCUGACGGCCACUGGGGGGCGCCCGGCGUAAGAAAUUAAUCUUUCCCGCCUACUGCAUUUAAACACCGGUGGUGUCAGGGCUAGUAACCAGUGGUCGAAGGAAGCUGCGACUCGUUUUGGGGAACCUCCGAGGAACAGGACUGCCGGCCAGACGGACGCGGGCGGCGGGUCUAAAAGUGUGGGAAUAAAUUGUGUUCCAAAGCUCCCAAA
Condylura cristata (star-nosed mole) is the source of this 2743-nucleotide messenger RNA. RefSeq names its product TAP binding protein (tapasin) (gene TAPBP). Lineage: Eukaryota; Metazoa; Chordata; Mammalia; Eulipotyphla; Talpidae. Gene Ontology annotation, cellular component: membrane. The transcript has 8 exons. Gene Ontology annotation, biological process: antigen processing and presentation of endogenous peptide antigen via MHC class I. The record is from RefSeq and is a predicted model, not a curated record. The coding region runs from base 354 to 1703 and encodes 449 amino acids.